Messenger RNA from Linum tenue, 1859 nucleotides. Lineage: Eukaryota; Viridiplantae; Streptophyta; Magnoliopsida; Malpighiales; Linaceae. The record is from the annotation of a GenBank genome assembly.
UUUCGAUCCAUAAUUCAAAAAAAGAAAGAAAAAAGAAAAAGUCUUUCUCUUUCGCUUUUCCCCCCCUCUCUUGUUCUGUGCACUGGUACACCACCCCAAAAACGAUCCCUCUUCCUCUCCGCCCACAUUUCCCAUCUACUAACCUACUCAUGGGUUCUCCAUGUCUGCUGCUGCUGCUUCAGUUUUGUCCCUUGUUCAGCCACCUCGCGUCGUAGCUAGAAGCUAGGAGGACGCGGUGAUUAGCUGUAGACGUAGAUGAGACCUUUCUAUCACUCCUACAAACAGGACAGCAGCUUCAAAGAGGAUUUAAGCUAGCAAACCCAAAUUUCGAAGUAGAAAAAGUAGGUUCUUCAGUUCUAACAUUGUACGUUCUAAGAAAAAUGGCUUCUGGGAUCAGACCGACGAGGUCCAGUGGCGGUGUCUCUUCCAGAUGGCUCUCCAUUUUCUGCAUCGCCAGCUUCUUCUUAGGCGUCUUUGUCGUCGACAGGUUUUGGUCUAUUCCUGAUCCAGUCAAAGUAAAUGAGGGAACUUCAACCAUGGAGCUUCAAUCCAAGUUACCACAUCCGACCGUUAAUUGUGAGAAAAAGGAGACUACUGUACAAACCAGCGAUAUUCUGUCGCAAGUUUCUCAAACCCAUGAUAUGAUAAUGACGUUAGACAAAACAAUCUCCUUGCUAGAGAUGCAGCUGGCUGCUGCAAGAGCUGCCAAAGCGGGUAGUGAAGAAGAAUCUCUUGUAAUGACAAAAUCAAGCGUCGAGCAUUUGAAGGACAGACAAAAGGUUUUCUUUGUUAUGGGUAUAAUGACUGCAUUCAGCAGCAGAAAGCGAAGGGACUCGAUUAGAGAGACAUGGAUGCCCAAAGGAGAGGAGUUAAAAAAGCUGGAAUCUGAGAAGGGUAUAAUCAUGCGUUUCGUUAUAGGACACAGUGCAUCUCCAGGUGGGGUUUUGGAUCGAGCUAUUGAUGCUGAAGAAGAACAGCAUAAAGAUUUUCUGAGGCUGAAUCACAUAGAAGGUUAUCAUGAACUGUCAUCCAAAACACAGAUAUACUUUUCAACUGUUGUGGCGAAAUGGGAUGCUGACUUCUAUAUAAAAGUGGAUGAUGAUGUACACAUAAACCUAGGUAUGGUUGGUUCCACAUUGGCACGCCAUAGAUCUAAACCUCGUGUGUACAUAGGUUGCAUGAAGUCUGGACCAGUCCUCGCUCAGAAAGGGGUAAAGUAUCAUGAACCAGAAUACUGGAAGUUUGGGGAGGAGGGUAAUAGGUACUUCAGGCAUGCAACAGGGCAGAUAUAUGCCCUUUCAAAAGAUUUGGCCACCUACAUUUCGGUCAAUCGGCACAUACUCCAUCGAUAUGCGAAUGAAGAUGUCUCGUUGGGGUCAUGGUUUAUCGGACUAGACGUGGAGCAUAUUGAUGAUCGGAGCCUAUGCUGUGGAUCACCUCCUGAUUGCGAGUGGAAGGCGCAAGCUGGGAAUGCAUGCGCGGCUUCAUUCGAUUGGGCUUGCAGUGGGUUAUGCAAGUCAGUGGAGAGAAUGGCAGACGUGCACCAGCGUUGCGGUGAAGGAGAUGGAGCAAUCUGGCACACCAGUUUCUGAGAUGCAAACUUUUGCAUCUGGGUACAUGGAUUUGUGGUUAACCUGAACAACUAACUGACUGAUUGAUCAAUCGCUGUUCAUUGAAUGACUGACUGGACCAAAUGGAAUGGAAUUCUCUUCUGCCCGGUUUUUGUGUGAUGUUCGGGCAGUUGAUCGGAGUCCAUAAUGUAUUUAUUUAUGCUAUACGAACAGAACAGACCGACUAAAAAUUGUUCGUUCAUCCAAUUUCUGGAUGUUAAUUUCACUAAUAUUCCCUCCUUCGCGAGU